GAAAGAGCCCCAAAUCGCUUUGUCGCCGAGUUCCCCACCAAAAAUUACAGAAGUAGGAACAGCAGCAGCAGCGACAGCAGCAGCAGUAGCAAUGGAGCCUGAAACAGUGUAUUAUCCACUUUUAAAUACAGAAGAUUCGAUUUCAAGAAGAAGUCUGUCCGUCUUAACUUUAUUCCACAUGUGUUCAUUGCCAACCAACGAUGAUGCGCAGGUGCGCCGUAGAAAUGAUGCUUUUGAAGUAAUACCAUCAUCAACAGCAGCAACAACAGCAGAAAGUGAAGGCGAGACUCAGCAGGCUACUAUUUUUAGAUUUAUUAUGUUGAUUUUAGAUGGAUUAGUUGAUAUGCAAAGUCGCCAGCAAUUUCAGUCACUGCUGCAAACUCAACCAAAAGAAAGGUAUAACACGUUCAAGAAAAGCCUAAAGAAGACAGGAUUUGGUGUAGUCAUGCGUAUGAGACCUGUAUUUACAGAGGAGGAAGAAACGUUGCUUAUGCCAGCCAUCAAGCAAAGUUACCAUAGCCAGCACAUUCUACAGAUACUCCAAUCUGUAUCGCUUGGAAAUCCGCGCAUUCGUCAUCAGAAAAAAGAAGAACUUUACUUUUAUUAAAACCAUUCAAUUGCUUGUGUUGCUAUUUUUGUAUCGAAACAUGAUAGUGGCUUGAUUUCCGCACAACGUAAGCCAAGAAUCCAAUUUUCAAAAUGCAAAAGACCUAGGCAUUUAAUAUUAGGGAAAGCGAGGUUCAGCAAGCGUAAUAAGUUAUUAAAAAAUAAACCCCAUCAUGAACGAGGGCUAUUUUCUUUUCUUUUUUUUUUUGUUGGUUACAAUAUUGAAUGCACGAA
This is a messenger RNA of Mycotypha africana, 840 nucleotides long. RefSeq lists its product as uncharacterized. NCBI's taxonomy places the organism in Eukaryota, Fungi, Mucoromycota, Mucoromycetes, Mucorales, Mycotyphaceae. The record is from RefSeq and is a predicted model, not a curated record. The transcript has a single exon. The coding region runs from base 92 to 607 and encodes 171 amino acids.